AUGAACUUUCUAUUCUUAAAUUUUAAUUCUGGAAUGGAUUAUGUAAAAGAUUAUGAAAAUGCAGACACAAUCAGUAUUGACACAUUGGCUCUUGAAGAAGCUGUGCAAGAAGAAAGAACACGAGAAAUAUCAGAACUUAAUGCACUUAGUCCAAAAGUUAGUUAUCUUCACACAAGUGUACUAUACUACAGAAAUGCAAAAACUAAGUUAGGAGUUACUUGCCACGAAGCAUGGAGAACAUUAGUUAAAAAAAUUGGAGGUACACCAAACACAUGGAGGGAUCUUGGUUAUUUAUUAGGUCUAUCCCAAGAUGACUUGGCUUACAUCAUGAAUACUGUUAGAGAAGACCCAGCUGACACAGUCCUAAAGGUUUUUAUGCAAAAUGAAAAGGCAACACUUGAUAAGGUUUUGGAUGCUUUAGUCAAAAUGAAACGAUAUGAUAUAUUAAAAGCUAUUGAGGAUCCAUUCUGUGAUAUGGCCCAAUGUUUCAAUAAAGAUGAUAGUGGCUACCAUAGCACAGGCAAAACUAGUGGUACAAAAGAAAUUGUAAGUUUCACGAAAAAUCUUACAAAUGAUUUACCACCAGCCUUAAAUAAAAAUAUAAUUGUAAAAGGCAAAGAGCCUAAUAAACCUACCUUAAGACCACCCAUCAAAGCUGAUGUAAAGAAAAGAGAAAAUGAACAACCAAUUUUAUUUUUAACAUUCACUGAGGAUGGUUUACAAACUGCUGCUAAUAUAAAGCAAUAUGUUGACAAUUGGACAGAUAUUUCUGGUGUCACUAUAGUUAUUCUUAAUGAGAGGCGAGAUGAAGUUUAUCAAAACCCCGAAAAGUUCAUAAGAGAAUACUUUGAGAAGGCGGAUUUCAUAGUACCAAUAAUAACAACUGGAUAUUUAAAUGAAAUAAACUCGCACACACCAAGGGUUCCUAGUACUAAUGAUAAUCUGGAUUUUAAAUACGUAAAUUUUAUAUACAAAUUAAUAGUCAACCAUUAUAUACAUGUUUCUGGUUGUCUCAAUCAGAAAGUAAGAAGUGUAUUGCCCCAAAAUGCUGAAGUGAAUGUACUUAGAGAUAUAACUAUGUAUCCCGAUUUAAUGCCUUGGACAUAUGAAACAAAUUUUGAUGAGAAUUUUAAAGCUUUUUUGAACAAAGAAUACUCAAACAAUAUUAUAUAA
Molecule: messenger RNA, 1173 nt
Organism: Parnassius apollo (apollo)
Lineage: Eukaryota; Metazoa; Arthropoda; Insecta; Lepidoptera; Papilionidae
Source: the annotation of a GenBank genome assembly